Messenger RNA from Sinocyclocheilus anshuiensis, 428 nucleotides. RefSeq names its product protein S100-B-like. The record is from RefSeq and is a predicted model, not a curated record. Gene Ontology annotation, biological process: positive regulation of cell population proliferation; positive regulation of canonical NF-kappaB signal transduction. Bases 126 to 413 code for a protein of 95 amino acids. Lineage: Eukaryota; Metazoa; Chordata; Actinopteri; Cypriniformes; Cyprinidae. The transcript has 3 exons. Gene Ontology annotation, molecular function: S100 protein binding; calcium-dependent protein binding; calcium ion binding. Gene Ontology annotation, cellular component: cytoplasm; nucleus.
AAGUUACAGGCCCCUCCGUUUCAGACCUAUAAAUGGACUCCCAUCUCACUCUGCUCUGAAUCGCCUCAUUCGAACAAACUCUCUGCUGUGCUUCUUGCUAUCGUCGAACGCUACACUACAUAAAGAUGUCAGACUUAGAGAGCUGCCUGGGAACCAUCAUUGAGGUGUUCCACAAAUACUCGUCCAAAGAAGGUGACAAGCACAAAUUAAAAAAGAGCGAACUCAAGGAUCUGCUCACCAAUGAAUUUCCGACUCUUACCGAGCAUGUGAAAGAUCAAGCAACAAUGGACAGUUUGAUGGAAAGCGUGGACACCGAUGGUGACUCGGAGUGUGAUUUUCAAGAGUUCAUGACCUUCAUCACCAUGGUUACCAUCUGUUGCCAUGAGUUUUUCGAACAUCACGAAGACGAAUGAGUCGAAUUAAAAAAA